Molecule: messenger RNA, 1794 nt
Organism: Penicillium salamii
Lineage: Eukaryota; Fungi; Ascomycota; Eurotiomycetes; Eurotiales; Aspergillaceae
Source: the annotation of a GenBank genome assembly
AUGGCUAAAGUAGCUGUCGCCUAUACUCGUCCACCCUUUGAGGCUGGUGCGAAACCUUCGUUCUCCAUGGCGACGUUGAUGUCAAAUGAACCCAUAGUCUCUAACCCGCGAUCUGCAAACUCCAAUCCCAGUUCCGACCCUCUCUCUUUAUUCAAACCUCAACCAAAAACCGAUAGCCUGAGCUCCAUUGCCAGUGCCGGUUUACACGUCUCGCGAUCCAGUGAUCAACAACCUCUGAUGACAAGUCCGACCUCAGUCCCGGCGGAUCGUCCGGAGCAGGAGAAGGAUGCAGAACGAAAUAGUUCGCAGGUGGCCCGAGAGGCAUUAGGUGCAAGCGAGAAGUCGCCGGGUGCCACAAUCCACGAGUCUUCGGUCCACGCUUCCCCGGAGCAAAUGCAAAUCGACCACGCGAACGGAUCACCAUCAGACCCCUACGGAUCGAACGAUCACCACGGCUCAUUGAUGCACGCCUCGACUGUCGCGAGUCCCGGUCCCAUCGAAGAAUCGACAUCGCAAGAUGGCGAUCGACGGCCUCGGGAUGACUCUGAAAUCGAUCAUGAUGGCAAGGCAUUCUCGUAUCCAAUGCCAACCAUGAACGACCCGCGUCGCGGGCUGAGUCUCCCGAAUGCAGGCUACAAUCGAGGCAGUCCUCGCUCCCCAUCCGCCAAAAAACACCGAUGCCCCUACUGUGCGACCGAAUUUACGCGCCAACAUAAUCUCAAGAGCCACCUGCUCACCCAUAGCCAGGAAAAGCCUUUCGUGUGUCAAACCUGCCAGUCGCGCUUCCGAAGACUGCAUGAUUUGAAGCGUCACACAAAGCUUCACACGGGGGAGCGACCGCACAUUUGUCCCAGAUGUGGCCGUCGCUUUGCCCGCGGUGAUGCGCUGGCCAGGCACAACAAAGGACAAGCAGGCUGCGCGGGUCGACGCUCGAGCAUGGGUAGCUUCGCUGCAGAUGAUGAAUACGGGGAUGGCGGUGCUGGGGGACCGGACGAUAUGGAUGGCCUGAUGUACACUGCAGAGCCUGAGCGCAUGGAUGAAGAGGAUGAGCGACGAUUGAUGCCGAGCAUUCGCAAGCAUGAAUCCGACCCCGUCGCUCGCUCCGAUUCCAUCACCUCGCGCCAGUCCAGCACCUACCCCCCGAUAGCAGCCAGCCGUCCCAGCCACCUCUUCCCACCUCCAGCCAACCACGGCGGAAGUCCAUCAGCAUCAACUUCGCAGCCUGGCAACAUGACAUUCCCGCCCGCAGGAAUUACCUCGGGAACGUCCGUCUUCCCAUCCAAUAAUCUUAGCGAUAGUCCUAAACCAUUGUCUCCGAAUGCUUUGUCGUCGCAACAUGAUAAUGCACCGCCACACCGCGCUAACUCCCCCAGCAUGGGACAGUCUCUGCCACACCCGCAGGCUUCCUUUGGUCGCGCGAAUUCAUUGACUAACCACGCCCCUCCGACCCUAGGCCUGCCACUCCCUCAGCCAGGUGCCCCUCAACUGCCUCUCCCGCCGGGUAUGACCUCACCGGAUGCUCGAUUCGGCAUGCAGGCAGCAACCAAACACACCCCUUCGCACAGCCACUCCAGCACCCACAGCAUCUCCGCCUUCAAAGGACCCGAGGCAUCCGAGGCCACUCCCAACGACUCCAGUCAGAUCGACAAACUUUGGGCACAUGUGCGAACCAUGCACGACGAGAUGACCGGUCUGCGCUCCGAAGUUGCCGCUUUGCGAGCACACAUUGCAUCCACCAAUUCAACCGCGCCCCCAGCUCCUGUCGAAGUGAACCUCAACAACUCUGGGCGAUAA